GCAUGCGCAGCUACCAUAACUUUUGGGGCGAGGCCGUUACUUUUAAAAACAAACUAUUUUUGUUGUUUAUUAGUGUGAUUUACGCUUGAAAAUGAGUGGCGACGGCACAGAUGUUGCCAAUGGGACUCAGGCUCCCGACGAGACCAGUGACAUCCCUAAAUAUGACCUGUACAUUCGGGCAUCACUUAUUGACAAUGAGACACAAGGGGCGUGUCCGAUGAGUCAACAGGGAUUUAUGCUGUCCUACAUUCUAGCUCAAGAGAAAAAUGUGGAUUUCAAAGUGUGGACUGUCAGCCAAGUUAAUCCUCCAGCAGACUUUAAAGAUAAAAACAGAGCUAAGAUUUACCCAUUUGUUGAGGGUAUUAGUGGAAAAGACACCAAUGGACAGUCAAUAGCCGGUGUUAUGCCAGAGUCAGCUGAUAAAGUGGAAGACUUCUUUGAUUCUGUGAAUUUUGACUGCCCACACUUGAAAAGACCCAAAAAUUUAAAAGACCACAUCUUAGGAAAAGUUGAUGGUAUUACAACACAAUUCAAUGGAUUCCUGAAAGGUUUGAAGUCAGAGGCUGUGUUGACAAACACCCUACAAAAGGUAGAUGAUCACUUGGCAUCGAAUGGCACAACGUUCUUGGAGGGAGACCAGCUGUCGUACACUGACUGCUUUCUGUUGCCACGCCUCCAGCACAUCAUCGUAGCUGGAGAGUACUUCAGAGGCUAUGAAAUUUCAUCAGAUAUGAAACAUUUGUGGCGAUACAUGCGUGAUGCGUAUGACUCCCCAGCCUUCUCUGAAACCUUGCCAGCCGAUGAAGACUUGUGUAAAUUUCACUGGACAAGAUUACCCGACAACUUAAUCACCGAGUUCAGGAAAAAUAAAAUUAAAGGUGUGUUUGGAGUGGAAUCACCUACUCACAAAACUAACAAGAUCCCAGAAAAGAUUGCAAAAAGUUUGGACAGCGCCAGCAACGGUGGUCAUGAUGAUGAUGAUGAUGAUGAGGAGGAGGAACAGGAGCAAAGUAUGGAAUAGACACCCCAACUCUCGGGCACCACGAUGAUCAUGCUGUUAUAUUGCUUAGCAAACCACCAGUCCACUGUGCUGUUGCGCGGUGACGCAUCAUCGCUGUUGUUGUCAUAAUUGUUUGUAACCAAGCAAGCAGAACAAAGAAUGUUACUGAAUGUAUUAUUUGUUACCGAGUUUUUGUACAGACUUUUGCCAAGAUUAUAUCUGUUGUUUGUUUUUAUAAAAGCAUUUCUUGGAUGUUAUGUUGAUUGUAAAAGGUUUUUAUUGGCAAACAUGAAUAUCAAAAAUAAAACUACCUUGAAGUUCAUUUAAGAUAAAUCAUUUAAUUAAUUUGUCUAUCACUGAAUUCAGGAAUUACUGAAGUAUAGUGCUGUGAUAAUAACUAUGGUGUAUGUAAUAGCUCUUCAAAAUGAUAUAACGAUGAGGAAAUGUAAGAUGAAAUUGUACUUGAGUAUCACCAAUGCAAGAUUUUCAUUCCAGACUGUAAAAUAUCAAUUGUAAAGAGAAUUUGGAUUGUUGGUUUGACAUAUCAUAGUGUUAUGCACUUACACCCCUUAUGGAGAUAAGUAGAACAUUUUUGUGAUAUGAGUUACAAGGGUUGUGUAUCAUUGUAUAGUGUGACCCCUUAUAGUUAGUUUAUUGCGAAAAUCCACUGGUGCUCAUAUAAUGAUAGUUCUGAGGAAUUGUACAGGCUAGUAGUAAGAUAGUGAUCAUAAGUGCACUUCAUAGCUAAGCAUACAUCAUCAGUUCUCUUAUAAAUCAUCUCUGUUUUUUUUCUUCUCAGAUUAGCAUUGUGAUGCCAAUUACGAAUAAAGGCCCAAUGUUUAUUUUCCUAUCACUGUUUUCUUGACUACCAUGAUAAUGUUUAGUACACAAAGUAUUCAUGUGGAAUUUUAUUUCAAUAUAUGCAAGCUGUCACUUUAGUUUGAAGUAUUUAUGUCUAUGACAUGUGCUGUAAAUCUGUAACUUAAAAUAAUGACUUUGUAAUUGUUAACAUGAUUAAUCAACACACCUAUUAUAUAUUUUACGCUAGAGGUGCAUAUAUUUUAGUUCAAUUGAAAUAAUAUUUUGAAAUCUAUGAAUAUAUAUUAUUAUUAUAUAAUAUUGUUGACAUUAUAACUACCUGGUAUGUCACGUAAAUUUGGAUAUUUAAUUAAUUUUAGAAUGUGUCCUGAAAUGAUAGAAUUCAUGUUUGCAAUUUUCCAUUAUUCAAAGCCACAGCUUUACACUCUGUCAUAGAUUUAGAGAUAUUACAUGUAUAUUUAUAAUAUGCGGAGUCUUUGUAAUGUAAUCUGUCUUGUAUGUUUCACUUGCUCGAAAAAUAGCGUGGCUUUUAUUAUAAAAUUGACAUGUAUUUGGUUUGUAUGGCUUCAAGGAUGGUAGUGCCUCGUGUUAAAAUGUUGUUAGUGAAUGGUUUUGAUACUUAAUUAUCUUGCAAUGCAGUUUUACCUUUAAUAUAUAGGUGACCUUGUGUUUCAUGGAUUUGCAAUUUGAUGAACAGCAACCAUUUAUUUUUCAAAUAAUUUAAAUGGAAGUGAUUGACUUUCUACAAAAGCUGAUUACAUGUAGGGGGGUUAAUUUCUGUUGUUGAUUGAUGGUAAUGUCUCGAGUUCUAACUUACAGUAUUCAUGUAAAUAGUCAUUUAAGCAGAUAAGACAUAUUUUCUUUUAUCAACAAUAAACAAUUUCCCAUACAUAGUGCUACUGAGGUAUUAAUCUGAUAUUAUAUAGUUAAACCCUGCUAGAAAUUCCUGGAGUUUUAUCUGAGGAAAAGUUUUAGGACGUAAUUAUCUGGUUGUACAAUACAUUGUACAUGUAUUUCAAACUGUCAAUAUACUAAACUGUUAAUUUAACAACAAAUCUAUUCUAUUUCUUUUUAUGUAUUUUGUUUGAUGCACAAAAGCAAGCUGUACCAGUUGUGUAUUCUUUUAAUAGCUGUAUAUACAUCUGUUCUGUUUUUCAUUGUCUACCCUAUGUGCCUUGCUUGUUAUUACAUAAUUAAUCUUUACAUUUUUAUCUUACAACUGUUAUACUUGGGUGGGUCAUAUGAUUGGAUUAUUGUAUGAUAUCACACAAUGUUUUCAUUGUUUAAUGUGAUGUCUUUAAAUUUUGGUGAUUGUUUAAAAAAUAUAUGCGUAUCAUUACAAUGAUUUCUCUUUCCUUGUCUAUCAGUUGUGCCCUUUUCAACAGCAUCAUGGUCAAUGAUCUAAUAAAUGCCAAAGAAUUGAAUGUAACCAUAUUUACCAUGCCACAUUAAUAACCAUGUACAUAGUUACAAAGGCUUUGAACUAAUUUUAAUGUAAAUAAGAUUUUUGUGCUAAAGAAUGUUUCAUAAUACCUAAAAGUCUGGCCAAAAAUUACCCCCUCUAAGGUUGUGUGUGGCUUAAAAUGUUCAUUUUUUGGCUAACUCUACGCAAAUGUAAUGAGCCUGUGCUUUGAAUUCCAAGAGCUUUUCUGUUUGGUGAAAACACUGCAGUUUUUAAGUUAACAGUACACAUUCGUAGGCAGAACUGUUGAACAUUUUAUAUGAAAAUUUUGUCCCAGUCUUGCCACUAGAAUCUGUCCAUUUGGUGUAUUUUCCCCUGUUAGUGGUAAUGGAAGCCUUCAAGUUUGGUGUCAUACCCAAAUCAUGUUUUACUUAAGAGGCUGUUAAGUUUUGUUAUGAUAGAUGUUUAUACAGAAAAUUGUGUUCAAAUCAAAUUUUUACCUGCUUUGAAAUUUAUUGUAGAUUCAACUUUGCAUGCUGCUUGAAGUUGUUCAGUAUUUUGCUAUUUUGAUUUUUUCAAACUGAAAAAGGAUUUGAUGUUAAUUAUUUUCUUUGUAGAAUAUAACAGUAAUAACCAUUAUAAUGUUGCAGUUUGUUACAGAAAAAGAAAAGUGUGUGUUAAACAUUCCAUUUCAGUCUUGUUUUUAGUUUGUUGGAUAUUUAAUGACAGCGUUGCACUAGAAAAUCUUACACCAACUUGUGCUUACAAUUGAAUAACUGAGAAUGUCUUAAAAGGAUAAGUUCUGAAAAUCACAAAAUUACAAGUAUAGAUUUAUAGUAUGUAUAGUCGGCUUUGCUUGAUUUUUUCCCAUUCAAAUGUACAUACAUUGUUAUAUUGCUCAAAAUUUGAAUAUAAAAUACACAAAUGAUAAAUUACUGUCAAAUAUUAGAGUUUCCUAAAAGUAUUUAUUUAUUGUCAAAGGUUAAGGUUUCUCAAAAGCUUGUUUCUCAUUUUUAUCACAUGAAAGUUACUGUUAUACGGUAUACAGCCUUAAUAUUGAAUACAGCCUUUAAAAAGUACAAGUAAUAUACAUAUACAGCUGUGUAAAGUUACUAUAAAACUGAUGUAUAAUUAGAACAUGCAUAUUCAUAAAUAGGGAAAUCAAAAUGCCUACAGUUUCUUUGUGAUUUACAAGUUCUAGUGUAUUAUUUUAUUAAUAUUGUUAUUUAGUUUAUAAAUGAAUAAAUAUAUAUAUAUAUAUUAGUGUACCAUGGUCGGACUGACUUAAACUGUUUUUACAACCUGAAAUUAUAAAGAAUUAAUAAGUUUAAAUGAGAUGUUAUCCCAGAAUGUUACAACAGUUUCCAGCUGCUAUGUGAAUGUCGGUUGGUAGGAAAUGUAUGAUUUUAAGUAACAAAAAAAUGUAUUGUUUGUAUUGAAGGUAAUAUACCAUUAAAGUAAUCUGUAGGUGUUUUACCAUCAAUAUCAUUCCAUAAAACAUCAGUGUAAAUCAUUAUAAAGUGUGAAGUUCCUGAAAAUGUACAUGAGUGAUGUAGCUUAGAUAAAACCUUGGUCAAUGUUCUGCAUUUCAUUAAUCUAAAAAUUAAAGGAAUAGACGAUAUUCGUAAUUCAACAUCAUUGGGUAAUCUUCCAGAAUUCCUUCAUGCGUCAUGUGGUAUAUACAAUCCUGUAUUUUAGCAUUAAGCUAAAAUGAAUUAUCAUUUUGAUGUCGCUUUUCAAAAGAUUAUUAAUACAGUAUUGUUAAGUAACACCAUCGUGAAAAAUUAGAAAUUAACAAACAUUCUAAUGAGUGCUAAUUUACAUUAAAUAAAAAACAAAAGUUUUCUCUGUACCUGCUGGAAUAUUCAUUAAACCCCUGAAUAAGUUCUGAAUAACGUCUAUUGCUUAAACAAUGUGCUUCGGAGUGCCAUAGUUCAACCUUUAUUUUCGAGAUGCUUUUUGUAUGUAUUUGGUGAAGAAGAAAGAUGUUUAUAUUUGUAUACACUUGAAAUCGGGACAUGUUUUGAGUAAUGAAAUGCAUCACAUUUGUAAUUAAAUAGACCUAAAUAAUGAUUACUUGUAUUGGGCAGAACAUUUAUAAGACAAGCUUUUAUACAUGUAUCUGAAUAUAUAUUAUAAUAUGGUACCAAUGUCAAAUAUAACAUUGUAUUGCCAAUAAAAUAUGAAAUCGGAAAAA
Mya arenaria is the source of this 5418-nucleotide messenger RNA. RefSeq names its product chloride intracellular channel protein 5-like. Lineage: Eukaryota; Metazoa; Mollusca; Bivalvia; Myida; Myidae. The coding region runs from base 92 to 1021 and encodes 309 amino acids. Gene Ontology annotation, biological process: chloride transport. Gene Ontology annotation, molecular function: chloride channel activity. The record is from RefSeq and is a predicted model, not a curated record. Gene Ontology annotation, cellular component: apical plasma membrane; cytoplasm. The transcript is spliced from 5 exons.